ACGAUUGGUAGUUGCGUCAACUCACUUCAGUUACCCCCACUUAUUCUGCGUUUGUCCCACUGAGCAGAAGUCAGGAACAGGAACAAAUAAUGUUUCAAAAUCUCCUAUUACUCCAGAAUAUUGAUAAAUGUUAAAUUUUGAAUAGCAUAGUCUUCAAAUUAUUUUUGUAGAAAACUCUUUUAUUUGGUUUAUUGAUAUUCUGGAAAACUUAAGGUAUUAGUUCUGACAAUGAUUGCCCACUUUAGAGCAGUGUAGGAUAAAAAAAAUCACUGUUUUAGUUGUUGCUGUGGAAAGCAAGCCGGCAAAAAAAAAUGGUUUCUACAAGACAAAUGACAAUUGGCGGGGGUAACUCUGGCAGUGGAGACGAGUCCACAAGUUUUGGCCCAGCCAGAUACACAAGGUCUGGAAGUGGAAGUGGAGAUGAAUCCGCUGGUCCAAGCACUAGCAGAUACACAAGAACCAGCAAUGCAGCUGUGGCAGGCUCAAGCGGAAGCAGAGCAAUCACCCAUUCACGUAACAUCUUGGAGUUGCCCCAAGAAAUCUUAGAGAAGAUUUUGAAGCACCUGUCAUUCAAGAAUAUUUGUCAAGCAAGAUUGGUAUGUCGUACCUUCGAUGCAGUUUGCGCUCAUAUCCUGAACUCAACGUUCUCCAGGCUUCAAAACCAGACGCUUCAGAGAUUCCAAGAGAUCAAGAGUAAGAUGCCGAGAAGGGAGUCUGCACGCAGGACCCACCACUUGGCCUGCGAAAGCGACAUAAUCGAGACGCUGCACAUGCGCCUCACUCUCAUGCAGAUGUCGUUCGGCAAGCAUAUCGAAAGGAAGCACUGCUGUUUCUUCCCUGGCGAGAUCUUGGACGAGGUCUACCACAUCUUGCAUUACAUCAAGGUCACCCCGAAGUUGCAUAGACCAUACAAGGUCACGGAUGAACUGUUCGACCUGUCCACUAUGGCUAUGGAAUACUUCAAGGAAAAGAUAGAGCCAGAUCUGCCGGAAAUUGCUUAUUUCGGUUCGGAGUUCUUCAAUUUCUCCAGCAGCUUUCCAGUGUCAAGUCCUCAUCCGUUGGACGCCUCACCAAUGGGGCCCGAACAAUCGAAAGAUUUAAGCAACAGCUCGCAUGAUGAGAUGGAGGUAGAGAACAAGGUUAAACCCCAGGCUAACAUGGUUUUAAGGAAGAGGAUCAGGAUAAUAAAACAAGGCAUGAAGAGAUACAACAGCCAGUUGUCUCUCCUCCGUCAAGAUCUCAGAGCUUGCAAAAGAAAAACGGCGGAACAAGAGAAACAGAUUGCGGAUCAACAGAAACAACUAGCCGAGCAGCAGCAACAGACCCUAGAGUACGCCGCACGUCUGGACGAGUACGACAAGAAGAAUGAAGAGGUCUCGAGGAAGUUCAGCACCUUGCUGCAAGAGCUGAAUAAGUGCAAGACGGAACUGCAGUACUGGCGUUCAAAGUCUCCUGCCAUUCCUCCGUUCUGUACUGGUUGUGGUAAUCCGAUCACUUACCAUCAGGAAGAAUUGAAAGCCUUAGUUAAUCAGGGGGUUGAUCCUGAAGGUUUAGGCUUCGAACCUGUGUCAGAUUUGGCGACUGUGAAAGUAGAGAAUGCAUCAGAAUGCUGCAAAGGUGAGGUGGAACCUGAAUUAGAAGAAAUUCUAAAGGAAGCACAGCUACCGCCCGCCAAAUCGAAAGCAACAACAGAAGCUGUUGCAAAUAUAGAAGCGACGCCGAGUGCCAGCACUACCGGCACAUCUGGAACUGGGCACAGAAUGAAGAGGAAACUCGGUGAUGUCGAAGGGGGCACCAGUACCAAAGGUAAAAAGACCAUGAGACGUUCGAAAGUACGUGGAAAAAGAUUGUACAACCUGUAAGGCAGAAAUCUUUCAAUAAAAUAGCCACGGAAUGUUUGAGAUUGCUGAAAUUGCACUUUUCUCCAAAUUGAGGAAUAUCUUUAAGAUGUACUUAACAUCGUUGGUGGUAACCAUUCACAAUCCAUCUGAAUAAUGGAUAUUUGAAUCUGAAGGAUUGUGAUUGAUCGAUUAACUUCCAUCACGUCCUUCAGAAGACGUUUUAGCUUUGAUCUCAUUCAGCAUUAUGCUUUUCUUGAAUAUGAUAAUUUCGAAAUGAUUUUGUUCCAUUUCAAGAUGAGGAAAUUUAGUGGUUGAACAACCGAUAAAUUGAAAUUAAAAAUUUAAUUUAGUUAAUCAGAAAUUGAUUAUUGGAUAGUUUUGUAUAUUUAUUUGAUUUGAAAAUUUCAGUUAAAAUUUUAUUUAAUUUAAAAUUUAUUUGCAUCGAUGAUCGUUGAAAUGUUCAGUCCUCGAAGGAUUGCAGACAAUUUAUAUUUGGUUUCCGUUUUUUAUUACAUGAAUGAAAAUAUGCAAAAUUCUUAAUGAAACAAAUAAGUUAACAUUUUUCAUUAAAUCUUAUUUAUCCAUUUGUAUAUCCUACUCAGUUGAUUCAAAACUAUUAAUGUAUCCAAAUGAUACUUUAAUUGUUUGGAUAACUAACAAGUACUUUUCCUAUUUCGUUUGUUUUGUUUCAAUUGACCACUUCGAAGCUGAUUAAUUUGGUCUAAUUGGUGGAAAUUAAUCCAAUCAAAACUGUAUUUUGUGUCAUAAAGUGGGAUUUCGAAACCACUUCGUUGAAUUACUCUAAUCUGCCUAAAAUGUUUGCUUUUUCAUGCACUGCAAUGCAAGUAAAACCAAUCAAAUUUGAUAUAUCCAGACUGAAUACUUGGUAAACUCAUUGAAUUCUUUUUCACUUCAUUUUCCUAAAAAUUUUCAUUUCAAUUUGAAAUUUUGGACAAGCAAAAUCAUCAAAAUUGUAGGCUUCACAUAUUUGAAACUUAUGAAUUCCAUUUUCUCUGCCUAAAUUUAAUAGAAUCAUGAAAUAAAAAAAGAAUACAAAGGAAUUCAUUUUAUUUUCCUUAAUAUUUUCAUCAAAAUUUAAGAUGUGAGGUAAUUUUAGGCUUCUUAUUUAAAAUUACUUUUUUGUAUAAUAGACUUUAUAUGUCAUGAAAAAGUAAUUUUUUUCGUCUAAAUUGAAAAGAGAUCGUAAAAGCUAAAAUGCAAUUGAUCUGUUGAUUAGCGGCAUUUAUUUUCAGUUGAAAAGUUAUGUAAUAAAGGCAAAUAUUGCAAUUUUGUAUUAGUCUGGAAGUAUGGGUGGAAAAUAUUUCCUGAAAUGUCAUUUUGCAGAUUGACUUAACCAAAACUUUCCAUACAUGUUUCACGAAAUAAUAACUCGGAUAUAAAUGUUGGACACGUUGUUUUAUUUGCUUAGUUACGGGCUUUCUUAAAUCUAGGGUGAUAUUUUCUAAAACCUUGAUGGUAAGUUUUGGUUAAUGCAGCCUGUAUUGGCUUUCAAUGCAAAUGAAUCUUCUGCGAUUCAUAAUUGAAUUGUAUAUUUUCAAUUAAUUGACUAAUAUUUAGUUGAGUCUUUUGUAAAAAAAAUGGAGUACUGUAAUAUAAAUUUUAUUAAAGGUAAUAUGAACGAAUUUAUUAAAUUUAUCAUUGUCAGAGCAGGUGUGCUACAACAAUUCAUUUUGUGGAGUAUUGAAUGUUUCAUGUAAUAUAAUGAUUAACCACAAUAAUUUUUAAUUUUGUAAUAGGUUCUCAAGAAGUCAAAAAUGUUAAAAAACUGAUUCUGAAAGUUCAUACUUUCAAUGAAAUUAUGAUAUCUUUGCACUCGAUUUGUAUUUUGCAUUGGAUGGCUGCAAUAUUUUUUCUGUUUUGCGGAAAAUUGCUUAUGUUAUGUGCAAUCUCAUUUUUAUGUUCAUGUGACAAACAAUUGAGAACCAAUUUACAUAUAUUUUGUUGUAUAUAGUUUGCAAUAUUUUAUGUAAUUUAUUUCUUCUGUACUCAAACAGUUAAACUUAGUUCUGAAGGAACUCUAUGUUGAUUUUUGAUUCAGACAAAUCUGCGAAUAAACAUAUUUUUCGUAAUUAGUGAAUAUAAAACUAAUAUCAAAGAUGACUAUAUCAAUAAUGUAGUAGUAAGCUUCAUAACUUUUGUUGCAUAACAGAUAUUAUUUAACUACAAGUUCAUAGCAGUUAGAUCUGUGAGAUUUUGUAUCAUCAUUGAUUUUGAUGAAAUUAUGUUCGUUUUGUUAUAAGAGUGGAUUUUCUUUUUACAUUUACAAUCAAACUAGAUGUGAACACAAAUUAGAUGAUAAAAAUUUAAAAAUUUUUGAAAAAAAUCUAUUUUCAAAAUUGAUAUGUGUACUAUUAUAUGUAUCUGACGUAGGUACAAUAAAAAGUAAUUUGUGUGAAUUUA
Harmonia axyridis is the source of this 4262-nucleotide messenger RNA. RefSeq names its product F-box only protein 28-like. Gene Ontology annotation, biological process: positive regulation of DNA-templated transcription. The transcript is spliced from 6 exons. Gene Ontology annotation, molecular function: transcription coactivator activity; protein binding. The coding region runs from base 312 to 1862 and encodes 516 amino acids. NCBI's taxonomy places the organism in Eukaryota, Metazoa, Arthropoda, Insecta, Coleoptera, Coccinellidae. Gene Ontology annotation, cellular component: nucleus. The record is from RefSeq and is a predicted model, not a curated record.